Molecule: messenger RNA, 1686 nt
Organism: Diprion similis
Lineage: Eukaryota; Metazoa; Arthropoda; Insecta; Hymenoptera; Diprionidae
Product: vascular endothelial growth factor receptor 1-like
Exons: 11
Coding region: 1-1686 (561 amino acids)
Biological process (GO): protein phosphorylation; cell surface receptor protein tyrosine kinase signaling pathway; multicellular organism development
Cellular component (GO): signaling receptor complex
Molecular function (GO): protein binding; transmembrane receptor protein tyrosine kinase activity; ATP binding
Source: RefSeq, a predicted model, not a curated record
AUGGAAGAAUACCUUACAUAUUUUCCAAUCAUUACUGUGAUAUCGAAGACGACAAAUAUCAUAGCUAUCGAAUGGACAAAGCCACCAGAAGAGCUAGGUGCUCACAUUCAGCUGUACCGUAUAUCAAUCAAUUAUACGUACAACGGAAAAGAAAUGGUUGAAUCAAAAAACACUACGGAAACUUAUUACAACGUCCGAUAUCUCCAUCCUUCAACCAGCCAUAACUUCGAAGUAAAAGUCUACUUCAGCGACUUGAGUACGGAUUGUUAUUCGGGUGACGUUCGAAGAAAAGUCUUCACAGAAAGCAUAGAAGUGGAAUCCGGGACCCAAGUUGGAAUCUGGCUACCUCUUACGGGAAUUUCCUUCCUCCUCGCCAUUCUGGAAGCCUGGCGUUUUUACAAGACGGCUCUGAAGCGAAGGAUUUUAAGAGAACGACUUGCAUAUUUCUACACCAAGAAUCCGACUCCUUUCAAUCCGGAACUUUCCAUGAAUGCUCAGGCAGAUUCAUUGCCCUACGAGAAAGAAUGGGAAUUUCCACAAAAGCUUUUGAGACUUGACGAAGAACUGGGAAGAGGCUUGUUUGGAAUAGUCUGGAAGGCCAUAGCGAAAACGAUCCGUCGACCCGAGGCGAUCUCGGUGGUUGCGGUCAAGACGGUCCGACCGACAGCCAGCUUGCACUGCAUGAAAGCUCUUCUUCGCGAACUCAAAAUUCUCGUCUAUCUCGGUCACCAUGCGAACAUCGUCAGCCUACUCGGUGCCUGCACUAAGAAUCUUGAUUAUGGCCAACUCUUGGUCAUCGUGGAAUUUUGCCGCUUCGGAAACUUGCACGACUACUUGUGGCGCUGCAGGUCAAAGUUCGUCGAUGAAUUGGGUACUGUCUCUGCGAAAAUCCCAGAUCCUAAUUCUGAUGAUGAUCCGAUCGACGUCAGAAGCCGUAGUGUCUCAACUUCGAGUAGUACAAAUUCGGCACCACGUCGGGUAGACGUCAUUUUAGUAGUGGAAGAUUUGGCCACCGUAAACAACUCUCAAUUACUGAAACUUAAACCACCAACCAAGUACCCGGGUGAUUUUACGAAUGCGGAAUUGGAUCCGGUUCGCACGCGAGACUUGGUGUCAUGGGCUUGGCAGAUUUCACGCGGAAUGCAAUAUCUUGCUGCCAAAAAGGUGCUGCACGGUGACUUGGCAACGAGAAACGUUUUGCUUUUGAAGGAUAACGUCGUGAAAAUAUGUGACUUUGGCCUGUCCAAGUCUCUCCAGGAGGACGACCAGUACAAGGUUGAGGGAAACGACCCUCUUCCCGUCAAGUGGAUGGCCAUCGAAUCCCUCAGGGACGGGAUAUUUUCGGUAAAAUCUGACGUCUGGUCUUUCGGAGUCUUAUUAUGGGAAUUGUUUUCGCUCGCCAAAACUCCUUACCCCGAAAUUAAUCCCCAAGACACGUGCGAAACACUUGUCGGUGGUUAUCGAAUGGAGCGACCCAAGUACUCACCCGAGACUAUCUAUCGGACGAUACUGCAAUGCUGGGAAGCGAAUCCGUCGAAACGACCCACGUUUGUGGAACUUGAACACAGCAUCGGUAAUUUGAUGGAGGAGAACGUAAAAAUGGAGUCGAAAAAGGAGCGAUUUUCAAUCAACAGCGAUUUCGGGGAUCCACCAAGCGUCAGCUUUAUUGUAAUGGUUGAUGACUAA